GCAGCGGGCCAGGUCCGCGCUGCCAAGGUUAAGCGCAGGGCCGAGGCGUCGCAACUUUCUUUGCCUGCGCCCGGGACCCAUCAAGGAAGGCUCGCUGCAGACUGAAGCUGAGGCGUCUGGCCGGGUGCGCCGCCGGCUUCCAUGGAGCUGGAGGGGCAGUGGUGGCGAGGACAGCUGGCUGCGGAUAUUCACCAGGCACUUCGGUACAAGGAACUGAAGUUGCCUUCUUACAAGGGCCAGUCCCCUCAACUGAGUCUCAGGCGAUAUUUUGCUGAUUUGAUUGCCAUUGUGAGCAAUCGCUUCACUCUGUGCCCCUCUGCCCGCCACCUUGCUGUCUAUUUGCUGGACCUGUUCAUGGAUCGCUAUGACAUCUCUAUUCAGCAGCUGCAUUUAGUUGCACUUUCCUGUCUGCUUCUAGCAAGUAAAUUUGAAGAAAAAGAAGACAGUGUGCCUAAGCUGGAGCAGCUCAACAGCCUGGGCUGUAUGACUAACAUGAAUCUGGUGCUAACGAAGCAGAAUCUGCUGCAUAUGGAACUGUUGUUAUUAGAGACCUUUCAGUGGAACCUCUGCCUUCCCACAGCUGCCCACUUCAUUGAGUAUUACCUCUCUGAAGCAGUGCAUGAAACAGAUCUUCAUGACGGCUGGCCAAUGAUUUGCUUGGAAAAGACUAAACUCUACAUGGCCAAAUAUGCAGAUUACUUCCUGGAAGUAUCUCUGCAAGAUUAUGCCUUUCUAAAUUAUGCACCUUCUUUAGUAGCUGCUGCAUGUGUGGCUUCUUCGAGAAUUAUCCUUCGUCUUUCUCCAACAUGGCCUACGAGACUGCAUCGUCUUACUGCUUACUCCUGGGAUUUCUUAGUACAGUGUAUUGAACGACUAUUGGUUGCUCACGAUAAUGAUGUGAAAGAAGCAAACAAACAGAGGGGACAACCAGCUCCUCCGACAGCACAGCUGGGUGUGUUCCAGACAGCUCAGCCCUCGCGACCAGUUCACUUCCAGCAGCCUCAGUAUCUUCAUCAGACCUCGGUGCAGUGUCGACACCCUGUGUCAGAGCAGCCAGGCCGUCAGCAGAUUGUGUCCGCCACACACACUUCGUCUUACACCCUGCAGCCUUGUCCUGCGGGCUUCCAAACUAGUGUUCAGGGCCUGGGCCACGUGCAGACUGGUGUUGGAAUGUCCCUGGCCAUACCAGUGGAAGUUAAACCCUGUCUCAGUGUUUCCUAUAACCGGAGUUACCAGAUAAAUGAACACUUCCCAUGUAUUACUCCAUGCUUUGAGAGGUGAUGACGUAUAUAUUGUAGAUCAUAACUGACCCAGACUGCUCUGAGAUGGAUAGCUCUGGGGCAGGCUUUUUAUUUUCCUCUUCAAAAGGAAAGAAAAACAGAUCGUAUCAGUGCAGCAGGCACCAGCACCAGGAGACUGUUCACUGCCUCGAAUACCUAGGAGGACUCGGCAGACACUAACGGGUGUCAGUCUGUGUAAGGCUGUGACAGAAAUGUUCCAGCCUUGGCUGAUGGUCCAAACAUUUCAAAAUGCUUAAUGCAGCUGAAAAUUUGUCAUUCUGAUAUUUGAGCUGUGGUAGGCUUUGGGGUCUUAUGCUGGCACAUACAUCAAAGACUUACUGUGUAUCUGUGGACUUGCCAAACCAUCUUUUAUGAAGGAGAGUUAACAGUAUUAAUUUUUGAAAAAUUGUUUUAAUCUUUCAGCUCAGAGUCUUUUUGGCCUACUGGUGGGUUCAAACUCACCAGUUGCUAAGUAUACUAAUCUGUGCAGUUAAAAAAACACAGAUGAUUUUAUAUAACUUCCUAUCAUAAAUAAUAUACAUGUUUGGAUUUAUAUACUAAAAUCAGGGGUGAAACAGAUACAUACUUUGAAAUCAUGAUCAUAAUUUUUGUUUUACUCUGGUAGUUUUCCCCCUAAGUGAUCAGCCCCGAUUCUUCAGGAUUAAGUACAUUUAACUCAGGGAACUUGUAGAACUUGGAAACACUUAGCUGUAACCAACAUGCCUUGCAGUGUUCGUGUGUGAACUACCUGUGUAACAUAGGCUACAAUGCUCCUGCUGGGAUGAGAAUCUAAAGUGGGUCCUGUGGUGCUCACACGGGGACAGGUUGUGCGUCACCCCAUACAAUCAGAGGUUGAUAAUCAGUUCUGUCGUCCAAUUUUCAGGAAAAGGCAUGCUGAAUAGUGUCAGUACUAGAGUAGAGUCUGGAGUUGAGGGUGGCCAGGGUAGUACUCAGGUUGGGCUAAUGCAGCACUUUGUUAUGGGGAGGGUAGUUCUGUAAGCAACCUUGGAAUCCAGCAAAUCAAGCUAAGAAAGCAGGGGUACUGAUUUAAAAUUUCAGUAGCUAUUUUCAUUAGACUGGCUGUGCAGCUGCCCUGGGACAGUUCAUUCUAUUGGUAGUGAGUAAAAACAGCAGUAAUAGUCAUUACAGCAAGGGCAGCCUGGCCAUAAAGUAUUGGGGGAGGGGCAGAUAAACUUAAAAAGUAAAAAAUAACUGAUGAACUGUAUACAUUGUGCUCUUAUCCAUGAAAGAAGAAAGAACUGGUGGAGGGAAACUUUGUGGUUUAAAAUGAGUAGGGCGUGUCUGUGUUUUUAUAAGAUAGCACUUGAAUAGAAGGGAAACUGUGGCAGAUGUGAGACUACCAGUGUGUGUUGAUGAGAACUAACUCUAAAGACGGGGUGUGCAGCAGGAGUCUCGUAGCUAGCCAGUGGCCUCUGUUGGGAAAGGAAGGGCUCCGCAGCGUGAUGGACUGGUAGAGGCAGCUCCGGUGGAUGAGUGCCGGUGAGUGACUGCUGCCAACAGGAAUUUUUAGGGAAGUAUCCUUUCCUUAAAGGAAGCUAACUUUCGUAUUUAGAAUGCAGAACGCGUAGUGUGGACUUACUAGUCUGGUGCUGAAAACCACCAGAAGAGCACGCAUGGCAGUUCUCAGGCAUGAAAACGGUUACCCCUUUUCCUCUUUAAAAAGGCUGCUAAUUGGAUUUUAUAAUUCUUACCUUAGGAAAACUUGAAUUAUUAGGAGAAAGUAGGUUCAAAAGAUGAUAAUGUGUCUUUCACACUCACAGACAGAGCCCAGCAACAUGGAGUCCAGUUUUCAGUGUUGUAACUACCUCAGUAAUGCUAUGAAUGUAAGCUAUUGGGAUAGAAAUCCUAACUUGAAACAACAGCCAGUGCCUGUGGUAAUUUAAUGUCUUGUCAAUACUUUUAGUGAUUGGUUCUGUGUCAUUCUUAUUGUCGAAGACUAUUUGCCUUUUUAAAAAGCUUAUUAACACUUUUUCCAGUUUAUAUUUAAAAAGCUGAAGAACACUGGAUUAAUCCUUUUGGGGGUAGUCAAGUAAUUGAUGACUAUUGCUGUAUACCCAGUGCGGGAGGCCGGAGAAUCAUGACUAUUUUAGAACCUUUGAAUUCAAUAUAAAUGGAACUCAACAGCAGUUAGCUUGGGGGUGGGGGCUGUGUGGGUUUUGUUUAAUUUAUUAAUUAGUCUUAAAAGUUGUUUUUGUUUUGAGAUUACUGGACCAUCAUUAAAUGUGUACUGUGAAAAGAUUAAUGAUGUGUACAAAGGACUUAACGAGAGUCCUUAAAUAAACACUAUUCAAGUACAAACUGCAAACCAAAAUAUCUGUGCUCUGACUGACCACGAACAGGAGUAUGGUGCUAAGUCUACACAGCAGGGUUAGAUGAGUGCUAUGCACUUGAUUUUAAAUAAAAGUAGUUUUCAUGAAAA
Myodes glareolus (Bank vole) is the source of this 3720-nucleotide messenger RNA. RefSeq names its product cyclin J (gene Ccnj). The record is from RefSeq and is a predicted model, not a curated record. NCBI's taxonomy places the organism in Eukaryota, Metazoa, Chordata, Mammalia, Rodentia, Cricetidae.